AUGGGAAAUUCUGGCUCUUUCGUGAGGGGAAAGAAUCGGAGAAAGAAGGAAGGGAAAGGGAAGAAAUGGGAAGAGAAGAAAUUGAAAGAUAAGAGAUCUGAAAAAACAAACAAACAAAAACAUGGGUUAAAACAUGGGUUAAGGGAAAGGAAAGAACGGAGGAAAAAGGAAUGA
Molecule: messenger RNA, 174 nt
Organism: Dentiscutata heterogama
Lineage: Eukaryota; Fungi; Glomeromycota; Glomeromycetes; Diversisporales; Gigasporaceae
Source: the annotation of a GenBank genome assembly